This is a messenger RNA of Acanthoscelides obtectus, 75 nucleotides long. NCBI's taxonomy places the organism in Eukaryota, Metazoa, Arthropoda, Insecta, Coleoptera, Chrysomelidae. The record is from the annotation of a GenBank genome assembly.
AUGCAUACCAGUUUUGAGAUCGUUCUGAAGCAUAGGUCUGUAAGGAGAAUAUUUUAUCUGCCAAUAAUUUUUUAA